Molecule: messenger RNA, 739 nt
Organism: Xenopus tropicalis (tropical clawed frog)
Lineage: Eukaryota; Metazoa; Chordata; Amphibia; Anura; Pipidae
Gene: gins1
Product: GINS complex subunit 1 (Psf1 homolog)
Biological process (GO): DNA replication
Cellular component (GO): GINS complex; chromosome; nucleus
Source: RefSeq, marked provisional
CAGAGAGUGAGCAGUAAAGGGAUCAUGUUCUGUGAGAAAGCUAUUGAGCUGAUUCGAGAGUUGCACCGUGCUUCGGAUGGGCAGCUUCCUGCCUUUAACGAGGAUGGAAUCAGGCAGGUCCUUGAAGAGAUGAAGGCUUUAUAUGAGCAGAACCAAGCUGAUGUAAAUGAAGCCAAGUCUGAAGGCCGUAGUGAUUUAAUACCAACAAUUAAGUUCCGGCACUGCUGCCUCCUAAGAAAUCGCCGCUGCAUUGUUGCAUAUCUAUAUGACCGCUUGCUUCGGAUACGUGCUCUGAGAUGGGAGUAUGGAAGUGUGCUUCCGAAUGCCUUGAGGUUCCACAUGUCUGCAGAAGAGAUGGACUGGUUCAAUCAAUACAAAAGGUCUUUAGCCACAUACAUGAGAUCUUUGGGUGGUGAAGAAGGCUUGGACAUUACCCAAGACAUGAAGCCUCCCAAAAGCUUAUACAUAGAGGUCCGUUGUUUAAGAGACUAUGGUGAAUUUGAAAUUGACGACGGCACCACAAUUCUACUAAAGAAAAACAGCCAGCAUUUUUUGCCACGAUGGAAAUGUGAGCAACUGAUCCGACAAGGGGUUCUAGAGCACGUACUGUCUUAAUCUGUAUUUGCAUUAAGGCACAAACUGCUUAUGCAAUGUUUCGAAUAUCUGUAAAUAUUUCAACCCUUAAAAAUGUAUUGUUUAAAAAUAUUUUAUAUUGCUUUAAUAAAAAAUUAGCAUAAAA